This is a messenger RNA of Prunus armeniaca (apricot), 723 nucleotides long. NCBI's taxonomy places the organism in Eukaryota, Viridiplantae, Streptophyta, Magnoliopsida, Rosales, Rosaceae. The record is from the annotation of a GenBank genome assembly.
AUGGUGAAGACGAUGAGGAAGAAGAUCAAGAUCAAGAAGAUUGACUACUUGCCUGCAAGGCAGGUGACCUUCUCAAAGAGGAGGAGAGGGAUCUUCAAAAAAGCUGAGGAGCUAUCUGUUCUGUGUGAAUCUGAGGUGGCAGUUGUCAUCUUUUCUGCUACUGGCAAGCUUUUUGAUUAUUCAAGCUCAAGUACAAAGGAUGUUGUUGAAAGGUAUAAAGCGCACACAAAUGGUGUCGAAAAAUCGGACGAACUUUCUGUUGAGCUGCAGCUAGAAAUUGAAAACCAGAUCAGAUUGAACAAGGAACUUGAGGAGAAGAGCCGCCAGCUGAGGCAGAUGAGAGGAGAGGAUCUUGAAGAGCUGAAUAUUGAUGAGUUGCAGAAGUUGGAACAACUGGUGGACGCAAGCCUUGGCCGUGUGAUUGAAACUAAGGAAGAACUGAUUAUGAGUGAGAUUAUGGCACUCGAAAGAAAGGGAGCUGAGCUGGUAGAAGCCAACAACCAGCUACGGCAGAGGAUGGUGAUGUUAUCCAGAGGAAAUAUUGGACCUGCGCUUACGGAGCCGGAGAGGUUCAUUAAUAAUAUUGGAGAUGGAGGAGAAGAAGGCAUGUCAUCUGAAUCUGCCACAAAUGCAACCAUCAGCAGCUGCAGCAGUGGUCUCAGUCUCUCUCUUGAAGAUGACUGCUCAGACGUCACUUUAGCUCUCAAACUGGGGCUUCCUUAA